Sinocyclocheilus rhinocerous is the source of this 2723-nucleotide messenger RNA. RefSeq names its product acyl-CoA synthetase long chain family member 1b (gene acsl1b). Bases 167 to 2260 code for a protein of 697 amino acids. Gene Ontology annotation, cellular component: membrane; endoplasmic reticulum. Gene Ontology annotation, molecular function: long-chain fatty acid-CoA ligase activity. The transcript is spliced from 21 exons. The record is from RefSeq and is a predicted model, not a curated record. Lineage: Eukaryota; Metazoa; Chordata; Actinopteri; Cypriniformes; Cyprinidae. Gene Ontology annotation, biological process: long-chain fatty acid metabolic process.
GCACAUAAACUCAACCCGUAGUUGUUUAGACUGAACUGUUUUUACCUUCACCUGGUCAUUUCACCUUCCUGUUGGCGUGAUUCUGUGGGUGGGGGAAGCACAUCGGCACCCACGUUUGUUUGAACGUACCUCAUUCUUCUAGUCUCAGAUUGAGUUCGCUGUAGUCAUGCAGGCACACGAGCUGUUGAAGCAGCUGCGAAUCCCUGAGCUGUCCGAGGUGAGGGACUAUUUCCGCAGCCUCUCCACAAACACCCUCCUCGGCAUGGGCGCGUUCACCGCCGUCACAGCGUACUGGUUCGCCACCAGACCCAAAGCCCUCAAACCACCCUGUGACCUGCGCAUGCAGUCAGUAGAGCUGCCGGGUGGAGAAUUUGCUCGUCGAGGAGCGGUUUUGAAUGGAGGCCCACUCUUGAGCCAUUUCUACGAGGAUGCCAAGACCAUAUACGAGUGCAUUCACAGGGGUCUGAGGGAGUCAAAAAACGGUCCCUGUCUGGGAUCCAGAAAACCAAAGCAGCCGUAUGAAUGGCUUUCAUACUCAGAGGUGAUUGAGCGAGCAGAGAAUUUGGGAUCAGCAUUUUUGCACAAAGGACACUCGAAGGACAGAGACCCCUACAUCGGCAUCUUCUCUCAGAACAGACCAGAGUGGACGAUUUCAGAGCUGGCCUGCUACACUUACUCUCUGAUAUCAGUUCCUCUGUAUGACACCUUGGGCACAGAAGCAAUAGGCUACAUCCUCGAAAAAGCCUGUAUCUCUACAGUCGUAUGUGACGUACCUGAGAAGGCCAAGCUGCUGUUGGACUGUGUUUCGGGCAGACAGCACACAGUCAAAACCCUGAUCCUCAUCGAAAACUUUGAUGCUGAUUUGGUUAGCAGAGCACAGCAGUGCGACAUCGACAUCAUCAGUCUUAAAGACGCAGAGAAUAUCGGCAAGGCUCAUCGACAGCAUCCUGUGCCCCCUCAGCCUGAUGACAUGGCUAUUAUUUGUUUUACAAGUGGAACCACAGGAAACCCUAAAGGAGCGAUGCUCACCCACAGAAACAUAGUGUCUAAUUCUUCUGCCUUCAUCUACGUCACAAAGUCCUCUUGCCCCAUUGGUCCUCAGGACGUGCACAUCUCCUACCUGCCCCUGGCACACAUGUUUGAGAGAGUCGUACAGGGUGUGAUUCUGAUGCACGGCGCACGUAUCGGAUACUUCCAGGGUGACAUUCGAAUUCUGAUGGAUGACCUCACGACCCUGAAGCCCACCGUAUUUCCUGUGGUUCCUCGUCUGCUGAACCGCAUGUUUGACAAGAUCUACGGACAGGCCAACAGUCCCCUGAAGAGACACAUCCUGGAGUUUGCGUUCAGGAGGAAAGAGAACGAGAUGAAGAGCGGGAUCAUGAGGAGGGACAGUGUUUGGGACAAGAUCAUCUUCAAGAAAGUCCAGGCCAGUGUUGGAGGUCACGUUCGAAUGAUGUUGACUGGAGCGGCACCCAUUUCAGCACCUGUUCUCACCUUCCUGCGAGCUGCAUUGGGCUGCCAGUUUUACGAAGGAUAUGGUCAGACUGAAUGCACCGCCGGCAGCACAACUACACUACCAGGAGACUGGACUGCUGGUCAUGUUGGAGCUCCUCUGUCCUGUAAUGACAUCAAAUUAGUGGAUGUGGCAGAGAUGAACUAUUAUGCCGCUAAAGGCGAGGGAGAGGUGUGUGUGAGGGGUCCCAAUGUUUUUAAGGGGUAUCUGAAAGACCCUGAGAAGACGAAGGAAGCUCUUGAUGAAGAUGGUUGGGUUCACACAGGAGACAUUGGCAAGUGGUUGCCGAAUGGCACUCUGAAGAUUGUGGACCGUAAGAAGCACAUUUUUAAGCUGGCUCAGGGUGAAUACAUCGCUCCAGAGAAGAUCGAGAACAUUUACAUCAGGAGUGAAGCUGUGGCGCAGACUUUCGUACAUGGAGACAGUCUGCAGGCCUGUCUGGUAGCCAUCAUUGUGCCUGAUCCAGACUUUCUGCCCGGCUGGGCCAAGAAGAGAGGCAUAGAGGGCUCAUAUGAAGAGCUGUGCAAAAAUAAGGAGGUGAAGAAAGCCAUUCUGGAGGAUAUUGUCAAACUGGGUAAAGAAAGUGGCCUGAAGUCUUUUGAACAGGUGAAGGACAUUGCUCUUCACACCGAGAUGUUCUCCAUCCAAAACGGCCUCCUGACACCCACCCUGAAAGCCAAGCGCGCUGAUCUCAGGAACCACUUCAGGAAGCUGAUCGAUGAGCUUUACUCCAACAUCAAAAUGUAAACCAGAGGAAGUGCCUCAGAUAUUACAGAGUAACAGAGCUGAUAUGGGUCCCAUGACUGAAUAGAGCUGGUCCAAAAUAAGAGACUUGACAGAGCUUGUUGUCAACUGACAUAGCAUCAGUUUUAUGUGCCUUUCAGAAUAAGAUUAUAUUUUAGAUCAGCUGUUACUCGAAGCUUCAUCACUCCGCUUCAGCUUUAAAGAUUCCACCUCAGGAAAUCGUCCCUACAUUUUGACACCAUCAUUUUUGCCUUUAACUAUUUUAAGAGAAAGGGAAGAGAAAUCCAAGAGCAAAAACAAACCUAAUGCUGUUAUUGAAGACAAAAUAAUGUUCCUCUUUAAUUUAAGCGUAUUUUUUUUUCUAAUGAGAUGAUGUAGAUAAGCCAAGCAUGCUAUUCUGCUUAAAUUUGCUGAAAAUUUACUCCUCCUCAGUCCAAGUUGUAGAUGAGUUAGUUUCUUCAUAGGA